AUGUUUUCCAAAAAGCCGCACGGGGACGUGCGGAAAUCCACGCAGAAGGUGCUGGACACCCGCAAGGACCCACUUACCCGACUCAAGCACCUCCGUGUCCUUAUAGAGAAUGCAGAAUCAAUUGAUCUCAAACAGUUUUUCGACCUACAUUUUUCACAUAUAUAUUAUGUAUUUUUUGAAAACUUCGUGACUAUUGAAGUGGGCCUUAAACAAAAAGGUCACAAGUCUCAGAGAGAAGAAUUAGAUUCUAUUCUUUUUAUUUUUGAGAAAAUUUUACAACUCCUUCCUGAAAGGAUUCAUCAGAGGUGGCAAUUUCAUAGUAUUGGGUUGAUUUUAAAGAAGCUUCUUCACACUGGAAAUUCAUUAAAGAUACGUCGAGAGGGUGUGCGUCUCUUUCUUUUGUGGCUGCAAGCACUUCAAAAUAACUGUAGUAAAGAACAAUUAUGGAUGUUUUCUUGUUUGAUUCCUGGAUUUUCAUCACCACAGUCUGAAUAUGGCCCCCGAACACUAGAUAAUCUCAUUAACCCUCCCCUUAAUGUCCAAGAAACUCAAGUGACUAUAGAAGAAAUCACUCCACUUGUUCCUCCACAAUCAGGAGAUAAAGGACAAGAAGAUUUAACAAGCUAUUUUUUAGAAGCACUUUUGAAAUACAUGGUAAUUCAGGUUAAGAGUUUAGAAUGGAAGAACAAGGAAAACCAGGAAAAGGGAUUUUCAUUUUUAUUCUCAAAUUUUAAGAAAUACUACUUACCUUCUAUUUUCCCAAACAUCUGUAAGGAGACCAGCUUGUAUAACCCUAUACUUGAUAUACCACAAAUGAGACCAAAGCCACACUACGUAAUAGUUAAGAAAGAUGCUGAAACCAAUGAGGCAAUAUAUUGCACAAAGGAACCUUUCAUUAAGGCUCGUGUUAUUGUCAUUCGAUGGUUGGUGUCUUUCUGGCUUGAGCCAAAACCUCAUACAGGACCUCAUAUUCCUGGGAUGGAAGGUGAAAAUGUGCCAAAGAAUAUUCAGAGAGCAGCUGCCAGCAUGGCUUCAAGGGAGGACAGCAAAAAUGACAGUACUGAUAAGCAGGAUAGAAAUGCAGAACCAGAACAAUCUCAUUCUAAUACAAGUACUCUAACAGAGAGGGAACCAAGUUCUUCCAGCCUCUGCAGUAUUGAUGAAGAGCAUUUAACUGAUAUUGAAAUUGUCCGGAGAGUCUUUUCUUCUAAAAGAAGCAAUGUUAACUUUCUAACUGAGAUUUUUCGACAGGCAUUUUUGUUGCCGAUAUGUGAAGCAGCUGCCAUGAGGAAGGUGGUGAAGGUAUAUCAAGAAUGGAUUCAACAAGAAGACAAACCUUUAUUUAUGAAAGAACCUGAAGAAAUAAUGCAGUGCACAACUGUAGAUUGUGAUGAAAAUGUUGACCAUAAUUCAUCAGAGAAAGGAAAAGAAAGAGAAGAGGAAAAAGGGAUGAACUCCAGUCACGUUAGAAAUUCAAACUGGACAAGAAAUGGCUGUUACGAAGAUGCUUUGCAUAAAACAUCUGAAAUUGAUACUGAAGAGCAAAAUGUACGAGCUGGAGUGCAGUCAGUGUUGCAGGUUUUUAUAAUAAAUUCUUCAAAUAUAUUUUUUCUUGAACCUGCAAAUGAAUUUAAAGCUCUGCUGGAUGAACACACUGAUAUGUGCAAACGCAUUCUCAAUAUCUACCGCCACAUGGUAGUCCAAGUGACUAUGGACAAGAAGACAUGGGAGCAGAUGCUACUUGUGCUGCUCAGGGUAACUGAAUCUGUGCUGAAAAUACCACCCCAAACUUUCUUGCAAUAUCAAGGAAGGAAAAACUCCACUUUAGCUGGAAGACUUGCAGGACCUCUUUUCCAGACUCUUAUAGUAGCUUGGAUCAAAGCAAAUCUAAAUGUGUACAUUUCUCGAGAACUUUGGGAUGACUUGCUGUCUGUAAUGUCAUCAUUGACAUACUGGGAAGAGCUGGCCACUGAGUGGUCACUGACAAUGGAGACACUUACUAAAGUAUUAGCUAGAAACCUGUAUAGCCUGGACCUCAGUGACCUGCCACUGGAUAAAUUAAGUGAGCAGAAACAGAAAAAACACAAAGGCAAAGGAGUUGGGCAUGAAUUCCCAAAGUCUUCUGUUGAUAAGUCCUUUUCUAGAGGCUGGAGCCGUGAUCAGCCUGGACAAGCACCAAUGAGACAGCGCAGUGCUACAACCACUGGCUCUCCAGGAACAGAAAAGGCGAGGAGCAUAGUACGGCAGAAAACAGUUGACAUUGACGAUGCUCAAAUUCUUCCACGUCCACCUCGAGUCAGACAUUUUUCUCAGAGUGAGGAUGCUCCAAGUGAAGUUUUUGGUGCAUUAAAUGAAGAACAGCCACUGCCACGAAGCAGCAGCACCUCUGACAUCCUGGAACCGUUUGCAGUUGAACGAGCCAAAGGUGCAGUUCCUGUCAUUGACAGUUCAUCCCAUCAUGCUCCAAGCUUACAGAGUUCCACUGAGACCUCUUCAAUGCAUAGAUCCACUGAAAGCCAUAUCACUGAUACAAAUAGCAGAGAGUCCUCCUUGGAAGUUGGGGAUAGUAUUUAUGACCAUCUUUGUCAUUUAAUAGGGCCGGUAGAAUUUGCAAACACUGCCUUUGAACAAAGCCAGUAUGUUGACCUUGAAGGUGAAGAUGAUCUCCUUUCCUCUCUGAGAGAAUAUCUUAUUAAAGAAAAAGAAGAACUUUGCGGUAACUUUGAGAUAGAGAAAUGUGAGGCUUCUGCUCAUGAAGUUGAUACAUCAGUAAGUAGGAACGAUAGAUUACCACUGGAUGGAUUAGAAAAUAGAGAUCAGACUGGGCAAUGCACGACUAGCAACACUGUUGCAGAAAGAGCCAAUAACACGGAGCUGCAACUAGAACAAAACCCAAGUGGCUUUAUAAGUAAUAUUGCACCUACUCAAGUAGACUUUUUUACAAGAAAUCAAGCGCUCAAUAAGGCCAGACAGUUAGAUAUUGAUAAACAAUAUGAAAGCGUGUUUGAUCAUGGGUCAAGUAGUCCUAGCAGCAAAGAAGGGAAGAGAUACCUGUACAGGCAAGCAGCCACUGAAACUGAUGUAGAUUUAGUUGUGGAAGCACCGGUAGCUGAAAAGCAUAAAAAUGCCCAGUUUAAUGAAAAAGUGACCAACUCGCGCAUUGUCCAUGCAAAGAAAAUCCUUCCUAAAGCACAAGUUGAUCCUCAAAUGCCUCACAUCAUAGGCACAAGCAAACUGGCACCAACUAAAAGAAGUAUAUCUGAAACCGUAACUCAUAGGGCCAAAAUAAUGAAAAUAACAACUAAAAAAAGAAACAGCGUUCAUGUUACUUUUAGGCCAUCUACAGAAUCGGUUCAGUUUUACAAUCCUCUUGAGAACAAAGAGGCUGCUUGGAAAGCAAGACUUCGUAAACUUGGUGGCUUCAGUAGUAGCAGUAGUGGUAGCAGCAACAGCAGUACCAGUGCAAGCAGUAGCUCAUCAUCUGCCACAGAGCUGGUUAGACCUGGAAUAUACAGGCAUCUAGAUGCAGUCAGUGCUGCUUUGGCUGGCAGCAAGCAAGUUAAGGAAUCUACAGAAACUCAAGGAACUGUGUUGCAGAAAGAAGGUCUUGCAGUUAGUCAGUCCCAAUGUCGUAGUGCCUUUAGAGCACCAGGUCAGGAGUCGGCACAACAGCAGGGCUCCCUGGGUGGUGUUUAUAAAACUGUUGUACAUGCUCUUUCGAAGCCGAAGGCAAAUGUUUCCCCACAGAGGCAGAACAGAAUGCCAGCAGAGGCUCCACUGAGGGAUCUGUACAGUCAUGUAAUGGGCUAUUUUGGAAGGAAAGCUGCAGCUAAUAGAGAGGACAUGAGUCAAAAGCUGCACCCUAUUGAUAGUGAUAUUGGCAGUAGCAAUACAAAUGUUCCUGACCUCAUGGAUGAAUUUAUAGCUGAGAGACUCCGCAGUGGUAAUGCACUGAAUGUGACAAGAAGAGGAAGCAGCCCUGGCAGCCUGGAAGUUCCUAAAGACCUUCCUGAUAUAUUGAACAAGCAGAACCAAAUGCGUCCUGUGGAUGACCCAGGCGUGCCUUCCGAGUGGACGUCGCCUGCCAGCGCGGGCAGCAGUGACCUCAUCAGCUCCGACAGCCACUCUGACUCCUUCAGCGCCUUCCAGUAUGAGAGCCGCAAAUUUGAAAAUUUCAGCUUUGGCACUGAGGCAGGGACUCCAGCUUCUACUGACAUUGAUGCAAUUUCAGGCCAGCAACAAAGUGCCGAGGAACAAGAAGUGGCCAGUCUAACUACACUCCACAUAGAUUCAGAAACAAGUAGUCUCAAUCAGCAGCCAUUGUCUGCUGAGGCUGCAACUAUUACUGGCUCUGAAAGUGCUUCUCCAAUCCAAUCUGCUCUUGGAUCCCGAUCACAGACACCCUCUCCUGCCACUCUUCAUGCAGAUCAUAUUGAGCAGAAGGAUCUGCAGCUGGAUGAGAAGCUCCACCACUCUGUUUUACAGACGCCAGAUGACCUAGAAACUAGUGAAUUCCCCUCAGAAUGUUGCAGUGUGAUGGCUGGGGGAACACUUACAGGAUGGCACGCAGAUGUUGCUACUGUGAUGUGGAGGAGGAUGCUAGGAAUUCUGGGAGAUGUCAACAGCAUCAUGGAUCCAGAGAUUCAUGCCCAGGUUUUUGACUAUCUGUGUGAACUGUGGCAAAAUCUGGCCAAGAUAAGAGACAAUCUUGGUAUUUCAACAGAUAACCUAACUUCACCAUCUCCCCCAGUUUUAAUUCCACCACUGAGAAUUCUAACACCAUGGCUUUUCAAGGCAACAAUGCUGACCGAUAAAUACAAACAAGGAAAGCUACAUGCUUAUAAGCUUAUUUGUAAGACAAUGAAACGAAGACAAGAUGUUUCUCCAAACAGAGAUUUUUUAACUCAUUUCUACAAUAUAAUGCACUGUGGACUUCUUCAUGUUGAUCAAGAUAUUGUCAAUACAAUCAUCAAGCACUGCUCUCCUCAGUUCUUUUCACUUGGUUUGCCUGGUGCUACCAUGCUUAUUAUGGAUUUCAUUGUAGCAGCAGGAAGAGUGGCUGCUUCUUCUUUCCUCAAUGCACCAAGAGUUGAAGCACAGGUUCUUUUAGGAUCUCUAGUCUGUUUUCCCAAUUUAUAUUGUGAACUACCAGCUCUUCACCCAAAUAUUCCUGACAUUGCUGUGUCUCAGUUUACAGAUGUUAAGGAGCUCAUAAUAAAAACUGUGUUAAGUUCAGCAAGAGAGGAGCCAUCUGGUCCUGCACGAUGUGUUGCUCUUUGCAGCCUUGGUAUUUGGAUCUGUGAGGAGCUAGUCCAUGAAUCACAUCAUCCUCAGAUCAAGGAAGCAUUGAAUGUGAUCUGUGUUUCUUUAAAGUUUCCAAAUAAAACAGUAGCCCAAGUCGCCUGCAGUAUGCUGAACAUGCUGAUACAUUAUGUACAUAGACUUCAACUGUAUCAAGCUGAUUCACCUUUAAGAAUUAUUCAAAUUCUGAUAGCAACUAUUACACAUCUGCUACCCAGCACAGAAGCUUCUUCUUAUGAGCAAGACAAGAGGUUGGUGGUUUCUUUACUUCUGUGCUUACUGGAUUGGAUAAUGGCCUUGCCAUUGAAGACUUUGCUGCAGCCUCUUCACACUACAGGAGCAGAAAAUGAUAAGACUGAAAGAUCUGUUCUUAAUUGUAUAUAUAAGGUUCUGCAUGGAUGUGUCUAUGGGUCUCAAUGUUUUAGCAACCCGAAAUAUUUUCCUCUAAGCCUUUCUGAUCUGGCAUGUAUGGAUUAUGAUCCUUUUAUGCAUUUAGAAAGCUUAAAGGAACCAGAACCACUGCAUUCUCCCGACUCUGAGAGGUCUUCUAAACUUCAGCCAGUCACUGAAGUGAAAACUCACAUGCAACAAGGAUUAAUAUCUGUUGCUGCUCGUACUGUGAUAACACAUCUAGUCAACCACUUAGGCCACUAUCCUAUGAGUGGAGGUCCUGCUAUGCUGACCAGUCAAGUGUGUGAAAACAAUGACAAUCCAUACAGUGAAAGUCCUGAGCUUUCUCCUGAACUUUUUGAGAACCCAAAUCUUCAAUUCUUUGUAUUAAACAAUACUUCCCUGGUGUCUUGCAUACAAAUCCAAGCAGAAGACGACAUGCCUGGAGGAGGACUGUCUGCUGGUCUUGCAUCAGCUAAUUCAAAUGUUCGAAUUAUAGUGCGUGAUCUGUCUGGCAAAUACUCAUGGGAUUCGGCCAUUUUGUAUGGACCAUCAUCUUUAUGUGGAUCUUCACAACAAACAUCUUUUGCACUUUCAUUGUCUCAGCAAGAUAAACCAGAAGAUGCUCUUUCAUCUUUUGAGCAUGUGGAGGAUGUAUCUGCAAGAGAUGGAAUUACACUCCAAGUUAAAAGGAAAUUUAGAGACACUGUACCAACAUGGGAUACAAUUAGGGAUGAAGAAGAUGCUCUUGAUGAGCUGCUGCAGUAUUUAGGUGUUACAAGCCCUGAAUGCUUACAGAGAACUGGUGUUUCACUCAACAUCCCUGCUCCUCAACCAGUCUGCAUCUCAGAAAAGCAGGAGAACGAUGUCAUUAAUGCAAUUCUGAAACAGCACACAGAAGAGAGAGAGUUUGUUGAAAAGCAUUUCAAUGAUGUAAAUAUGAGGGCUAUGGAGCAGGACGAGCCAACCUCACAAAAGCCACAGUCAGCGUUUUACUACUGUAGAUUACUUCUCAGUAUACUGGGAAUGAAUUCAUGGGAUAAAAGAAGGAGCUUUCAUCUCCUGAAGAAAAAUGAGAAGUUACUUCGAGAACUCAGAAAUUUGGACUCAAGACAAUGCCGAGAGACACACAAGAUUGCAGUGUUUUAUGUUGCUGAGGGACAGGAAGAUAAACACUCCAUUCUUACCAAUACUGGGGGAAGUCAAGCCUACGAGGAUUUCGUAGCUGGUCUUGGCUGGGAGGUAAAUCUUACAAACCAUUGUGGCUUUAUGGGAGGACUGCAAAAAAACAAAAGCACUGGAUUGACCACUCCAUAUUUUGCUACCUCAACAGUGGAAGUAAUGUUCCAUGUGUCAACAAGAAUGCCUUCUGAUUCAGAUGACUCUUUAACAAAAAAGCUAAGACAUUUAGGAAAUGAUGAAGUACACAUUGUCUGGUCAGAACAUACUCGAGAUUAUAGAAGAGGAAUCAUUCCAACAGAAUUUGGUGACGUUCUUAUAGUUAUCUAUCCCAUGAAAAACCAUAUGUUCAGUAUCCAGAUCAUGAAAAAGCCUGAGGUUCCAUUUUUUGGUCCACUCUUUGAUGGUGCUAUUGUGAAUGGAAAAAUUCUGCCUAUUAUGGUUCGUGCAACAGCUAUAAAUGCAAGCCGUGCAUUGAAAUCAUUAAUCCCAUUAUACCAAAACUUUUAUGAGGAGAGAGCACGAUACCUGCAAACAAUUGUUCAACAUCAUCUAGAGCCUACAACGUUUGAAGAUUUUGCUGCUCAGGUUUUCUGCCCAGCACCUUAUCACCAUUUGCCCUCAGAGACAGAUCAUUAAAUAUCAGUUCUGUUUAUCUGAAGGUAAGACAAAGUGUCCAAAAAAACCCUUUGUUCCUCUUACUUUUACUAGACCACUAAGCUUGUAACCAAAUUGUAUGCAAACUUUCCUUGUUGCCCUUGUUCACACUAAAAAGAAUUUCACACUGAUCGAGAAAUGACCACUACAUCCUCUAAAAGUUUUAGUCUUUUACUAACCUCAGGUCUGCAUGAAGCACUAACACUGGUUCUGGGAUUAAGGUAACUAAUGAUAGAGACAGUUGUUGAAUGAGUAACACUUUAUUGUGUUGACCUUUGUUUCUCAGCAUGAACAAGUAGUACUGGAUGGCAGUGGUGUGUUUUGUACCCUGUACUGUCUUUCAUUGAUGUUGUAAGACAUUCUGCAGUGAUAACCUAGGAGAGAUGGAGAAGAAGAAUGUGUAAUCUCGAAAUCCCCUGUUCAGAAAAACGUUAUUUAAUGAUAAUCAAAGUGCUUCCAUGGAAAAAUUGUAAAUCUAAAUGAAAUAAAUUUUGUAAGAAUAGUUUGGCAAGUUGUUAUCUGAAAAUUUGUUUCUCAAUUCCAAAAUAUAUACAGAAAUUAAUUCUGAAUUAUACAAGAAUUAUGGUAGGACUACAGAAAGAAUGAGAGAUGUUAAAUGUUGAGGUUCCUUUGCUUUAAAAUACAAACAAUAACUAGAAAUGAGGUGCAGUUUCAAAGUAUAAUAAUUAUAUAUAUAAAAUAAUAAUUAUGCUAGUGGAAAUAGUUGAGACAAAAGGUAAACAAAAUUUAAAGUAAGUCAUAUAAUUAAAGCAGUAUAAAAAUUAGUAAUGUAGUUGAAAGUAUGAAAACAUUUGAAUAGGAAAAAUUGGUUGACUAGAAACAUUAAAAACAAACAAACAUUAAAAACAAUAACCAGGGAUACCAGCCCUUGCCACAUUUCCUGUCAGUAUUCCUAGUGAAUAUUCCUAGUGAAUGUUCAACACCAGACACUUUUGUAUGGCUAGUAUAUAUUCUAGUGCACUUGUUGAAGUUCUGCAUAUUCCUUUACAGAAGUCUCAUUCUAAGCCAAGUCGUUCUGCCCUCUUCUCUAAUUCAUUCUUGCAGGGUGAAGCAAGGCUUUUCUCUGCUAGUUUGGUGCAUCAGAGUAUACUUCUCUACAGUGGCAAUCCUGUAUUCUUUUAAACUUGAUGCUUUCUAGCAUGAUCUGAAAUGAGGUUAUGAUUUUUUAGAAACUUGAUUUUAACUCAACCUUUCUAUCAAAGUUAAUAAUUUUCUGUAGGAAUCUCAUUAAUGGGAGCUUGUGAUGUGUUUCACAUCUGCACACAUGCAUGUGUGUGUCUGCAUACCACGAAAUACGAUGUCCUGUCCUGGGAGCCACGUUCUUCUGGACCUUACAUUGUGCAGUGGAAGCGACCAAGACAUCAGUGUCAGGAGCAGCCAGCAGCUUCCUAGGACAGACAUGCAGCACAGUGUGACCCAGCAUCAGUCAGUCAACCUGGCCCCACACCUGUCUGACUCUGAGCUUGCAUUGCAGCCAAGGGAGGCUGGGGUUGCUCUGGCAGUCCUGUUUGCUGCCUCAUCCCUGUUCCUUCUAGGGCUCCUGGAAAUCUGAUACUUGGCUCCAGGACAAAGUGCCUGGAGUAGCACCCAACCAUCUGCCUCCAAGCUGACUCUAGAGGGCACAAAUUCUAAAGCCUGAGGCAGGUAUAAAAUAACACUGCAGUCAGCUGCCAGAAAUGUUGCUCCAGGGCUUGGGGUUAGCCUGGAAACCACUGGUAUCCAGUUCUAGCAGACCUGUGAGCUACAUUACUGCAGAUGCCCCAAGUUUCUGAUGGACUGUCAUCCCAAGGAAGAGUCCACCAGCAGUGCUAUUGAAAAAAUAGAUACCCCUAAAUUUCCAGGGCCCCUGCAACAGGUGAAUUUUUUAAAAGACAUACAGAGCACUGAACUGUGCCAGGAUUACACACAGGAGUGGUGCUGGAAUUCUGCCUGGGAAUCCACAUGCAUUCAUCACCCUCAAGAUGAUUCAGACAAAACCUUGCAAGCUCCCAGCCAGAUGUGUCCAUGUCAUCUGAAAAUUUCUAACCAGCUUCUAACAAUACACAUAUUCUAAAUACAAAAUAUUUCAUUUAUGUGUGUGGCUUCUUGUAAUAAAAAAUGAUUGCCCUGAAGA
Messenger RNA from Sturnus vulgaris (Common starling), 9661 nucleotides. Lineage: Eukaryota; Metazoa; Chordata; Aves; Passeriformes; Sturnidae. The record is from RefSeq and is a predicted model, not a curated record.